Peniophora sp. CBMAI 1063 is the source of this 609-nucleotide messenger RNA. The record is from the annotation of a GenBank genome assembly. Lineage: Eukaryota; Fungi; Basidiomycota; Agaricomycetes; Russulales; Peniophoraceae.
AUGUCUGUUAUGUCAACCCACACGCACGAAGAAGGCUGCGCGGAGUAUUGCACCUGUGCACCGCCGCCGGUAUACUCGCGCACACCCUCCGGAUCUGGUAGCAGGCAGUCUCGAUAUGACGCCCGCGAGGCAGCGGCGAGCGGACGACGUAGGCGGCCCCGUCUCGAACGAACCCCCAGAUCCCGCGCUAGUGAGGUAGCAUGGCCCGACGAUGCACCAUCGCGGGCGAAGUUGCUCACGUACAGCUUUGAGGGCAAGCUGGCGUACGUUCCGGCGGCUUCAUCACACGAGGAGGCGCUCGAAGCGGCGCUCGCGGCGUUUCCUUCACUGUCCUAUGUACGGCGGGAACGCAUACGAUUGCAUAUACGUUUCCUGAACCCCGAUACGGACGCACAAUCUCUAGUCGAAGUUGCAGUUUCACCGGAAGCAUGGUCGGAGCUGGUGGGCGACCUGCCGCCCUAUAACAUCGUGCACAUAAGCGCACCGAAGAGGCGAACGUUGACGAUAUCGGCGAUGGCGCGGCUGCUUUUAUUCAGCUCCAAAGCGCGUUCGCGAGGUCGCGCUCUCAAAGGACGACGGCGCGAUGUCGACGAACAGCUACCAUGGUGA